Molecule: messenger RNA, 1476 nt
Organism: Salvelinus namaycush (lake trout)
Lineage: Eukaryota; Metazoa; Chordata; Actinopteri; Salmoniformes; Salmonidae
Product: protein kinase C zeta type
Exons: 15
Biological process (GO): protein phosphorylation
Molecular function (GO): ATP binding; protein serine/threonine kinase activity
Source: RefSeq, a predicted model, not a curated record
UCUCCUAGAGAUGAACAAUCGAUCUACCGCCGCGGGGCCAGAAGAUGGAGGAAGCUCUACCGAGUAAACGGACACCUCUUCCAGGCCAAGCGCUUUAACAGGAAAGCGUACUGUGGCCACUGCAGUGAAAGGAUAUGGGGGCUUGGGAGGCAGGGCUACAAGUGUAUCAACUGCAAACUGCUGGUCCAUAAGCGCUGUCACAAACUCGUCCCUCUGACCUGCCAAAGGCAUAUGGAUCCAGUCAUGCCAUCACAGGAGCCCCCUUUAGAUGAGAAGAGUGAAGAGGUGGACCUCCCCCCUGAACACACAGAGGAUACAGAUGGAAUAACUUUCCUACCACACAGUCGCAAAGUGGACAAAGUGGAAGAGGACUCGAAGGACAUCAAAGCGGUGGUGGGCGGGAUCGACGGUAUCAAGAUCUCCCAGGAGAUGGCGCUAGGCCUGGGGGACUUUGACCUGAUCCGGGUGAUCGGCCGCGGCAGCUACGCCAAGGUGCUGCUGGUGCGACUCAAGAAGAAUGAACAGAUCUACGCCAUGAAGGUGGUCAAGAAGGAACUGGUGCACGACGAUGAGGACAUCGACUGGGUGCAGACAGAGAAGCAUGUGUUUGAGCAGGCGUCUACCAAUCCGUUUUUAGUGGGCCUUCACUCAUGCUUUCAGACAGAGAGCCGGUUAUUUCUCGUGAUCGAGUACGUCAACGGAGGGGAUCUGAUGUUUCAUAUGCAACGGCAACGGAAACUACCAGAAGAACAUGCGAGAUUCUAUGCUGCUGAAAUUUGUAUCGCUCUGAAUUUCCUGCACGAAAAUGGAAUCAUCUACCGAGAUUUGAAACUGGACAAUGUCCUCUUGGAUCACGAGGGACACAUCAAGCUCACAGACUACGGGAUGUGCAAGGAGGGCAUCAGACCUGGAGACACCACCAGUACAUUCUGUGGAACCCCAAACUACAUCGGCCCUGAGAUCCUCAGAGGGGAAGACUAUGGGUUCAGUGUUGACUGGUGGGCGUUAGGCGUGCUUAUGUUUGAGAUGAUGGCCGGGAGGUCCCCUUUCGACAUCAUCACCGACAAUCCUGACAUGAAUACCGAGGAGUACCUCUUCCAAGUUAUUCUGGAAAAAACGAUUCGCAUCCCAAGGUCCCUGUCGGUAAAGGCUGCCAGCGUGCUGAAGGGCUUUUUAAACAAGGACCCCAAAGAGCGUCUGGGUUGCCAGGUCCAAACGGGCUUCGCUGACAUCAAGUCGCACACGUUUUUCCGCAGUAUAGACUGGGACCAGCUGGAGAAGAAACAGAUGGUCCCGCCCUUCAAGCCCCAGAUCACAGACGACUACGGCCUAGAGAACUUCGACACCCAGUUCACCAACGAACCAGUGCAGCUAACGCCAGACGAUGAGGACAUCAUCAAGAGAAUAGACCAGUCCGAGUUUGAGGGAUUUGAAUACAUCAACCCCCUGCUGCUAUCCACGGAGGAGUCUGUAUGA